This is a messenger RNA of Pelobates cultripes (western spadefoot toad), 657 nucleotides long. Lineage: Eukaryota; Metazoa; Chordata; Amphibia; Anura; Pelobatidae. The record is from the annotation of a GenBank genome assembly.
AUGGCGGGCGCCAUGUGCAUGGGAGGCAGGAAGAAGACCUGCACCAUCUUCGUGCUCGCGGUAGACAACGGGGCUCCAACACCCCAACCCUGCAACAGAGAGGGGCGGACUAACCACCACCUACCCCCGCACCCACACAUGCCGAAGUCGAGCGGCACAAGCAACCCCAGCAAGCGGAUCAUGGCGACCACACUAGGGGGAAGGGACGUUGCGCCACUACCACUCCCGCCUGGGAAAUCAAUGCCUGCAACAAAGCGAGCUACCUCCGCACGAGGACCCACCUCACACUCACCUGCCACCCAGCCCGCAUCACCGCGACACAGACAACGACAAACUCAGGUGACCAAACCCGAGCUACCAGUCAGGCCUGACACCAUCCCCCCCAGAAGACCAACAGAAGCAAGUUUCAUAACCACCCUGAAGCCAGCCUUCCCCACAGAGAAAACCCGGGUAACCCCUCCGAUACACCAGGGGGCCAGAACUCUUAUAGCGACCUACUUAAGUCACACGAGCAAAUUAUCUAGCAUUCUGUUUUAUGUGGUAACCCUAUAUACACGUAGUUUACACGGCACUUACAAGCACACACUCACAGACAUCGCUGCCCUAAAAGCAACGCACAAACCAGCACACAGCAUCCACACAGCAGCAUAUCCAUGA